Molecule: messenger RNA, 2611 nt
Organism: Diuraphis noxia (Russian wheat aphid)
Lineage: Eukaryota; Metazoa; Arthropoda; Insecta; Hemiptera; Aphididae
Biological process (GO): DNA integration
Molecular function (GO): nucleic acid binding
Source: RefSeq, a predicted model, not a curated record
UACUUAAGCCCGAGAGUUUAACUACCAAAGUACGGGUGGUGUAUGAUGCGUCUGCAGUUACUUCCAAUGGAAAAUCUUUAAACGAUUGUCUAUUUCCUGGACCCAAACUUCAGCAAGACUUAUCGGGGAUUUUAGUACGAUUCCGAUUACAUUCCAUAGUUUUCACUGCAGAUAUAAGGCAAAUGUUUCGCCAAAUCGCUAUCACUGGCGAACACCAUGCAUAUCAGCGACUUCUAUAUCGUUUUCAGCCUACAGAUCCAGUGCAAGUGUUUGAAAUGACAACCGUAACGUUUGGACAGCGUUCCUCGCCCUUUUUGGCCAUUCGAACCCUCCACCAAUUGGCUGCGGAUGAAGCCGCAACCCAUCCAGAAGUUCAAAAAGUAAUACAUACCGAUCUUUACGUGGAUGAUGUAGCAACUGGAACGAAAUGUGAAGAAUCGGCUCUUCAACUGCAGCAAGAUUUAAUUAACGUGUUMAAGCGAGGAGGCUUUGAUCUACGAAAAUGGUCUAGCAAUUCCAUUGCUCUGCUUGAAUCUGUACCACCCGAACACCGACAAACCGAGGCAGUGACCUUUGAUGAGCCAACAUCAGACUAUACAAAAGUACUUGGGUUAAAGUGGGAACCCAAAAAUGACACGAUAGCUUACCAGUAUCAACCUAACCCGGUGAGGUAUAGUAAACGAGCGAUUUUGUCCGAGAUUGCUCGCAUCUAURACCCGAUAGGUCUUUUGACGCCGGUAAUAACCAACCUAAAACGGUUAAUGAAGUAUUUAUGGGCACUAAGAAUUGGUUGGGAUGAGGAUCUGCCAGUAGUGGCCAAGGAUGCUUGGACAAGAUAUCACGAUGAGUUGCCUUUUAUUGCUUCAGUAUGUGUAGCCCGGCGGAUUACCGUCGAGGAUGCUAACUACGAACUCCAUGGAUUUUGCGAUAGUUCGGAGAGUGCCUACGCCGCCGCUGCUUACCUUCUAGCACGCACAUCUAACGGUCAGAUCCAAGUUCACUUAUUAAUGGGAAAAUCUAAAGUGUCUCCGGAGAAGAAACUGUCGAUUCCUCGACUUGAACUUUGUGGGGCACUACUAUUAGCACGUACGAUCGAUUAUCUCCGUUCUAACCUGAAGUCAUUACCGAUUAACCAGUACUAUGCUUGGACCGACUCUAUGGUGACUCUUGCCUGGAUCAAUACACCAUCAGCUAAUCUUAAAACUUUUGUUGGUAAUCGGGUUGCGAAAAUCCAAGGACUUACUUCACAAAAGAUAUGGAGGUACGUUCCAUCGGCACAGAACCCCGUAGAUUGCGCAUCACGUGGUCUUACACCCAGCGAAAUUGUUGACCAUCCUCUGUGGUGGAAUGGUCCGACAUUUCUUCGACAACCAUUGGACACUUGGCCACAACAGGCAAAUAUGUCAGAUACAGAUCGUGUCGAAAAUCAUUCUGAAGAAAAGUUGAUUACCUUACUAGCAACUGCUACACCUACACAAUUAGACGAAAAUUGUGUGAUUCUUUACGCGUCAUCCGAACUUUCUAAGGUUCUCCGUUUGGCAGCUUAUUGGUUGCGACUACGUCAACGAUUGGGUAGGCCGCCCAGGGUGCAAUACCAAACCAAUCGCCCAAGCGCGCAAGAAACGAGAGAUGCGUUACAGGCGUUAAUACGAUGGGUCCAGCAUAUACACUUCGCUGAAGACUGGAACUGUCUUAGGCAAAACCGACCGUGUACACCCAAACUUCKCAUGCUUGGUGCAUACUYGGAUCUYGACAAUGAUCUCAUCCGCGUUGGAGGACGUUUGAAGAACUCUGACUUGCCUUAUGAUGCAAAACACCCGAUACUACUCCCAAAACAAUCGCAAUUAACCAUUUUAUUGAUCGACAAUGUACAUAGUCUUCAUUGUCAUCCCGGACCACAAACGACGCAGAAUAUUCUACACCAGGAUUAUUGGAUCUUAUCGGCUCGUAGCGUCAUACGUAAACGACUACACCAGUGCAUCCCUUGUUUUCAGGCGAAGCCAAAACCCAUGAACCCUAUGAUGGGAGCGUUGCCUCGAGCUCGUGUUGCAAGUAUCAAAGCGUUUGCACAGGUAGGAGUUGACUUUGCAGGCCCUUUUUGGGUAAAGGCCGCUUUGUUACGACGAAUUCAAGCCACAAAAGGUUACCUGUGUAUAUUUGUCUGUAUGGCAACUCGAGCAGUUCAUCUCGAACUUGUAAGCGAUCUAACCACGUGCCUGUUUCUAUCAGCCCUUAAUAGAUUCAUUAGUCGACGUGGUCGCUGUGAAGCUAUAUAUAGUGACUGCGGCACUAAUUUUGUGGGUGCGAAAAACUACUUGGAGGUAAUACAGAAAUUGAUUAAGUCCGACGAAGUAGAGAGAGGUCUUGCGACCCACCAGAUAAGAUGGCAUUUGAAUCCACCCGCUGCUCCACAUAUGGGUGGUCUAUGGGAGGCAGCAGUAAGAUCCGCUAAGACCCUCUUACAUCGMACGAUCAAAGAACAAAUUCUGACCUACGAAGAGUUGAACACCAUCUUUCACCRAAUUGAGGCAAUAUUAAACUCACGUCCAUUAGGUUCCAUGUCAUCAGAUCCUAACGACCUACAACCACUAACCGCUGGACAUUUUUUAAC